UGAAGCUCUGGCUUCCUCAGGUACUCAAGUCAGCCUCAUCACCAGGAAACUCCAGCUGGUCCUUCUCUGGUGAAGUGAGCUUCCCAUCUUCUUCAUCACCAUGGACAUCAAGGGGAAAGAGCUCCUCCUCGGGCUGCUGGUCUCAAGCCUGCUCCUGUGCCAGAAUGGGGCCUCUGGUAGAACUUGUGUUCCUGGGUCCAAAUGCCACCUGAUGCUCCAGGAACUGUAUCAGAAUGCAGUCUAUUUGUCUCAUAGCAUGUAUUUCUAUGCUUUAGACCUGUUCUUCCAACUGACAGGCAUGUAUUUGCAUCGCCCAGGCUACUUCUCUGCAGCCAAAAAAUUAUGUCACACAGCUGAUAUCCUCACUCCAGAUGAGCGGCAGGAUGCCAAACUGAUGCCGAAAGAAGACAUCAUGAAGGUGGUGUUCCAUUUGGUGGACUCCUGGAAUGAGGCCCUGCAGGAGCUGGUCAGGGAAGAGAAUCAACCACCGAAAUUCCAUCGUAUUCUCUCAACUAAAGAACAAAAAAUAUAUUUAAAAUACCAAGAGCUUAAAAGAGCCAUUGUCCAAAUAGCCCUCCAGCUUGAUCUUGAAGUCUCAGAGGAAGAUUUUUCUCCGAAUUCGGAGAUAGAAAAUUUGAAGUCAUCUAAUGAAAAACAACGUCUGUUUACUGUUUAUAACCUGCUACGCUGCUUUAUAGGGAGCAUCUGUCAUUGUGAUAUAGACAAGGCAUCACAGAGAUUAAAGCAGUGCCUGUUGCAGAGCUGCUGGCCUACACUUUACCCCAUUGCCUCUGGCUGUAACCAUGGAUGCCUGGGUCCUGUCUGUAGUCACCGCACAGGGCCCCUUCUCCUGCUGCUGGUGUCAGGCCAGGUCCUGUUCCACACUGUGGCAUCUCGUCCCACCUGUGUCAGGGGAGCUGGCUGUCAGGUGAUUGUCCAAGACCUGAAUGAUAUUGCAGCCUAUGCAUCUUCGUCCAUGUACUUCCAGGCUUUAGAACAGCUCCUGAGAUUUGAAAGUGUGUAUUCUCUGGGCUUAUACUUCUUCUUGCCAGCUAUACAAAGGUGCCAUACAGAUGAUAUCCUCACUUCAUCUGAAAGGGAGAUGGCCAGGUGGAUGCAGGUUGUCCAGAAGGUUGAUUGUCAGGCUUUCCCACAUCAUUACCUCCAGAGUUUACCUUUGGUGAGGUGGAAGUCUGUGUUGGUGCCUCAUUUAAAUGUCUUCUCAUUUCCAUUUUUGUCAUUGAUACCAGCCUUGGUUUAA
This is a messenger RNA of Fukomys damarensis (Damara mole-rat), 1261 nucleotides long. RefSeq names its product prolactin. Gene Ontology annotation, biological process: positive regulation of lactation; mammary gland development; positive regulation of cell population proliferation. Gene Ontology annotation, molecular function: prolactin receptor binding; hormone activity. NCBI's taxonomy places the organism in Eukaryota, Metazoa, Chordata, Mammalia, Rodentia, Bathyergidae. The record is from RefSeq and is a predicted model, not a curated record. Bases 101 to 1261 code for a protein of 386 amino acids. Gene Ontology annotation, cellular component: extracellular region. The transcript has 10 exons.